AUGAACGGGGGUCAGAAGCUGAAGCCUGUGGUGUCGCGGCGCGGCGCGGCGCCAGGGCAGCCGCCUCUGCUGCCCACUACCGCCCCCGCAUCCUCUUUUGCCAUCCACUUUACUUUUCUUCCACACCUUUGCCAGUGCGAGUCGAAGCCCGGGCCGUGCCCUGAGCCCUGCGGGUCUCCUGUUGCAGAGAGCGAGGGUGAGGAGGAGGCGGGGGCCCUGACGCAGACCGCCGCCCCCGCCGCCCCCGCCGGCCCCGCCGCCCCCGCCGCCACGGCGCCCAGUAUGGCGGACCACUACGACGUGGAGGGCCAGGCUCUGGGGGUGGGCCUGGGGGCGGGAGCCGCCCCCGCCGCCCCCCGGCCGCCACCCACGGCCAACGCGGUUCCCGUGCCCUCGCUCAUCGAGAGGCCGCCCGAGGUCGACAAGAAGGUCAAGAGCGUCCAGCCGGAGCGUGGGCCGCCCGCCGUGGGUCGCGCCUCACUGCCCGGCCGGCCCGUCUGCUGGCGAAGGCCGAGGCCCGCGCUGGCUACCGCCGUGUCGCCCUCCACACACCGAGAUCGGGUGCUUUACCCCUCUCAGUAA
Messenger RNA from Schistocerca nitens (vagrant locust), 582 nucleotides. RefSeq lists its product as uncharacterized. The coding region runs from base 1 to 582 and encodes 193 amino acids. The record is from RefSeq and is a predicted model, not a curated record. The transcript is spliced from 3 exons. NCBI's taxonomy places the organism in Eukaryota, Metazoa, Arthropoda, Insecta, Orthoptera, Acrididae.